AUGUGCCACCGCAACCAACGCCGCCACUCACCGUCUCCAUCUUCACCACCUUACGGGGUCAGAUUUCGUGCUAAUCCGCGCGAUAGUCUUUCGCCCGUACGCCGCAGAAACCAUUCCAGCCCAGAAUCCAGUAGCCAUGUCGCCGACACGGACGAUGAGAUGCAUAACACACUUGAUUGCCGUCCGGUCGACGACCCUACCACCCUUACCACUUCAUCCAACCACCAACGCCCUCUUCUUAUGACUGUUAAGGCUCACAUUCGUAAUCCUAAGACGAAGAUCCUUGAAACGGUCAACGUCAUGCUGGAUUCAGGAGCCCAAAACAGCUUCAUAAGUAACGCAGCCACUAAGCGCCUAUCCCUUAAGCCCUACGACCACAAGCCGCUGACCGUCAUCGGAUUCGGAGAUGCCGCAAACAAACCAUUCCCCGUAACCCUACGAACUCAGGAAGUUCUAACUUCCCAGUUCAAACCAUAUCGUCUCAGUAAAGAAGACAAACACGCACUCCGCACAUUCCGCAUUAACCCAGACAGCCUUACCAUCAGUCGCCACGUUACGCCAGAUAUCUUGCUGGGUAUCGACUACUUCUGGGAGAACCAUCUAACCACAUUACCAUCUACACCACCUCGCUCUGAAGACGACAUCACCCGCCUAUGGGACCUCGACCGUUUAGGCAUAACCGAGGAUCCCGAUCCCUCUGUCGACAAGGAAGAGGACGCACGGAUCCUGAAACGUUUUCAGGAUACCGCCCAGGUGAUUGACGGCUACUUGCACGUUCAAUUUCCCUGGAAGUCAUGCCAUCCUCGCCUUGCCGACAACAAAAUGUUAGCCCUUAAGCGUCUUCAGAGCCAGUACCGUUCCUUCCAAACCAAACCAUCCCUAUGGAAAGCAUAUACCGCAACCUUUACCGACUACCUGGAGCAGGGCAUAAUAGAGGAGGUCGACGAGCACCAGUUCGACGACCACAGAGUCUAUUAUAUCCCGCAUCAGGCAGUCAUAAAGGAAACAUCGGCCACCACUAAAUUGAGAGUCGUGUUCGAUGCGUCCUCCCUCUACAGAGGCGCACCGAGCUUAAACGACUGUCUCCACUCUGGCCCCGCAAUCCUACCAGACAUGGUAGGAAUUCUUCUCCGUAGCCGCUUAACACCAUAUCUCCUUAUUGCCGACGUAGAGAAGGCUUUCCUUCAGAUUCGUCUACAACGUAAUCAACGGGAUGCCACUCGUUUCCUUUGGCUUCGCAACCCUAACCUACCACCAACUGCGUAUAAUCUUCGGACCUUCCGGUUUACCCGCGUACAAUUCGGUAUAACCGCAUCACCAUUCCUUUUAGCCGCAUCCAUACUGUAUUACCUCCAUCUUGAACCAUCGAAGCCACUCCAUAAGGAGAUCGAGCACAACAUCUACGUCGACAACAUCCUUCUUAGUGCCUCGUCCGAGCGACAAGCCAUUAAGAAGUACCGCUCUUCCAAAUCCCUAUUCAACUCCAUGCACAUGAACCUUCGAGAGUUCUUGUGCAACUCCAACACCGUUAAGCAGUCCAUCGAGCCAUCUGAUCGAGUCAGGAAUCCAUCUUCCGUGAAGCUCCUUGGUAUUUCCUGGAAUUCACGCACCGACACCCUUCUCAUACCACUUAAAACCGCAUCCGCGAAAGUGUACUCGAAGCGCACAGCGCUCAGUGCAUGUUCAUCCACCUUUGAUCCACUUGGUCUUCUCACACCAUUUUUAGUGCCCUUCAAGAAUCGAGUGAACGAGAUCCGCACCAUUUUAACCACUUUCCACAAGACAGACGUUCAGACGAAGUUCUACUAUGUGCAGUCAGACUCUAAUCCACUGACUGUGCAACUCGUGGACUUUCGACCGCUGACGCUGUCAACCACAUCUGCUCAUCCGUUCAACCGCGUAACCCGCAUCCGCAAUUACACCCUCAACCUAGCCACUGCUGUUCUGUCCAAGGACGUUUCAGCCUCGGAGAUCACCAACGCGGAAACUCUCCUCAUCAUGGAGCAUUACCGCGAGAGUGAAUCUACGUUGAAACGACUACCAUUGGAUAAGUACAACGCUCACCGCGCUGCAGAUGGAUUGAUCCGAUGUCCUAAUCGAUUAGACCAUGCUCGGACUUCGUCUCAGUCAUCUGCACCUAUCCUUCUUAUUCCGGAGCACCACUUUGUCCAUCUUCUCGUUAUGUACCACCACAAGACCAGAUUCCAUUCAGGUGUUCAUGCCACAAUAGCCGCUCUCCGCACAUCAUAUUUUAUCCCUUCCAUAAAAACCACCGUCACCAGGAUCCUUCGGCUCUGCACAGUAUGUAGAAGAGCCCAAGGACACGCUUACCGCUAUCCUGAGAUGCCUAGUCUCCCUCCGGAACGAGUCAACCGCUCUAGAUCGUUCCAGAAGGUUGGACUAGACUACUUAGGACCACUUUAUUAUAGAGAUCAGCUCCAUUCUCAGGCCAAGAUUUGGAUCUGUCUCUUCACCUGUAUGGCAACCCGCGCUGUACAUCUCGAGUUAGUCCACAACAACACCGCAUUCGAGUUUUUACUCGCCUUUCGCCGUUUCAUUGCUCGCAGAGGCACUCCGGACCUCAUUAUCAGCGACAAUGCCACCACUUUCCGCUCAGCCAACGAUUCCCUACAAAGCACCAUCUAUAACCGCAAAGCCAAAGAAAAGAUAUCCACUCAACUCGCCAACCGCAAGAUCAAAUGGAGGUUCAUCACUCCUCUUUCCCCAUGGAAAGGAGGAUUUUAUGAACGUCUAGUCGGUCUCCUCAAAUCCGCAUUCAAGAAAGCCAUCAAACAUACCCUAUUACCACUUUCCCAUUUAGAUUUCGUCUCACCGCAAGUGGAACUCCAAUUACCAUCUCCACACCACAACCCUCUCUACAUCCCUCCAAACCGUCUUUCCGAAUGGUAUAAGGAGACACUCGCCGUAUUGAACAACUUCUGGGACAUUUGGUACGAAGACUACUUAUCCGCAAUAUCCGCACGUCACCAACACCGUAUCCAUCAAGGAAGAUCAAGUCCACUCAUUCCAUCGGUAGGAGACGUUGUUCUCAUUGCCGAUAAGAAUGUUCCACGUGGACAAUGGCCUUUAGCCAUCAUAACCACUAUCCACCGCACCGAAUCCAACAUACCCAGAUCAGCCGCUGUCCGCAUUGCAAACGGUCAUGAGUUGCAGAGAACGAUCAAUCAACUACAUCCAUUGGAGAUUUCUGCAAAGGAAGACCCACGACCGAAGAAGAGCCGCCAACAACUGCAACCCACACGAAUCCAACCACCACGAGCAGCCAAACGGGUACGAUUUGCACUUGGUACGAAGCGAGCGUGA
Messenger RNA from Necator americanus (New World hookworm), 3324 nucleotides. RefSeq lists its product as uncharacterized. Bases 1 to 3324 code for a protein of 1107 amino acids. The transcript is spliced from 5 exons. Gene Ontology annotation, biological process: DNA integration; proteolysis. The record is from RefSeq and is a predicted model, not a curated record. Gene Ontology annotation, molecular function: aspartic-type endopeptidase activity; nucleic acid binding. NCBI's taxonomy places the organism in Eukaryota, Metazoa, Nematoda, Chromadorea, Rhabditida, Ancylostomatidae.